AAAAAUGGAGCAAAAGAGUUUUUUGUUAUCAGCAUUGAGUGUUGGUGUUGGUGUUGGAGUUGGGCUUGGAUUGGCAUCUGGCCAAACUGUUGGUAAAUGGAUUGGUUCUAAUGAAUCUUUGGAUAGCAUCUCUGCUGAUCAAAUUGAAAAUGAGUUAAUCAGGCUUCUUGUUGAUGGCAAGGAUACUAAAGUUUCAUUUGAUGAAUUUCCCUAUUAUUUAAGUGAGCAAACCCGAACACUAUUGACAAGCGCGGCAUAUGUACAUCUGAAGCAUGCCGAAGUUUCCAAGUUCACUCGAAAUCUUUCACCUGGAAGCAGGGCAAUUCUGCUAUCAGGGCCAGCUGAACUCUACCAGCAAUUGCUUGCUAAAGCGUUGGCAAACUACUUCGAUGCUAAGUUGUUGCUGUUGGAUGUAGCUGACUUCUCCAUGAAGAUGCAGAACAAGUAUGGCUGCAACAAAAAGGAACAUCGAAUUUCAAGGUCCAUAUCAGAAGCAACAUUGGGGCGUAUGUCCAGCAUGCUAGGCUCCUUCUCUAUUCUUCCUCCAAGGGAUGUGCCUAAAGGCACAUUGCGUAGACAAGCUAGCACUACAGAUGUCAUCAAAUCCGGGUCUGGAGACGGUGCUAGUUUCCCUCCCAAGCAUCGUAGAAAUGCCUCAGCAUCAACUGAUAUGAGUAGCCUUGCUUCUCAAUCCUCUUCAGCAAACUCAGUAAAGCGCCCAACAGCUUGGUCAUUUGAUGAGAAGCUGUUUCUACAAGCACUUUACAAGGUGUUGGUCUCUACAUCGGAAAAGAGUCCCAUCAUAUUGUACGUCAGGGACAUUGAAAGACUGCUGCUUCAGUCAGACAGGCUAUACAAUUUGUUUGACAAAUUGUUGAGCAAGUUGAGUGGUUCAAUCUUGGUGCUUGGUUCUCGUAUGUUAGAUGCUAACACUGAGUACGAGCAAGCGGAUGAUAGGCUUACCUUAUUGUUCCCCUACAAUAUUGACAUAAGGCCUCCAGUAGAUGAGACGAAUUUGGUUAACUGGAACUCCCAACUAGAGGAGGACAUGAAGACGAUCCAGUUUCAGGACAACAGGAACCACAUUGCUGAGGUUCUUGCAGCUAAUGAUCUUGUUUGUGAUGAUCUAGGCUCUAUCUGCCAUGCAGACACUUUGACCCUUAGCGAUCAUAUCGAUGAAAUUGUAAUGUCUGCAAUAUCCUUCCAUUUGAUGAAUAACAAGGAGCCAGAGUACCGAAAUGGGAAGCUGGUCAUAUCUUCUGGCAGCUUGUCCCACGGGUUGAGUUUAUUCCAGGAAGGCAAAAAAAUGGGCAGAGCCAAGAUGGAAACAAAUGGUGAAACCGGAAAGGCAGUGGAUGAUAAUGCUGCGGCGAAGCCAGAGGGGAAGAAUGAAACCUCUACUGGUGAAAGCAAAGGCGAAUCAGUCACUCUGACAAAGAAUGCUGAGAAUCCUCCCCCUGUGAAGGAAGUGGCUCCGGACAAUGAAUUUGAGAAGCGAAUAAGGCCAGAGGUCAUUCCUGCAAAAGAGAUAGGAGUAUCUUUCAAUGACAUUGGAUCCCUGGAUGAGAUUAAAGAGUCACUUCAGGAGCUAGUGAUGCUUCCCUUGAGAAGGCCAGACCUAUUCAAAGGCGGCCUUUUGAAGCCUUGCAGAGGUGUGCUGCUCUUUGGUCCUCCUGGUACUGGUAAAACUAUGUUGGCCAAGGCCAUUGCCAAUGAAGCCGGGGCUAGCUUCAUCAAUGUGUCAAUGUCCACCAUCACAUCAAAAUGGUUUGGUGAAGAUGAAAAGAACGUCCGAGCACUGUUCACACUUGCAGCCAAAGUUUCUCCCACCAUUAUCUUUGUUGAUGAGGUUGACAGUAUGCUUGGGCAAAGAAUUAGAGUUGGGGAGCGUGAGGCUAUGAGGAAAAUCAAGAACGACUUUUUGUCACAUUGGGAUGGACUUAUGACUAAACCUGGGGAGCAGAUUCUUGUUCUUGCUGCUACUAACAGGCUAGUUGACCUUGAUAAAGCCAUUAUCAGCCGAUUUGAGCAUAGCAUUCUUCGAUGUUAUUUGUAG
This is a messenger RNA of Chenopodium quinoa (quinoa), 2056 nucleotides long. RefSeq names its product calmodulin-interacting protein 111-like. The record is from RefSeq and is a predicted model, not a curated record. Lineage: Eukaryota; Viridiplantae; Streptophyta; Magnoliopsida; Caryophyllales; Amaranthaceae. Gene Ontology annotation, cellular component: mitochondrial outer membrane. Gene Ontology annotation, molecular function: ATP binding; ATP hydrolysis activity. Bases 5 to 2056 code for a protein of 683 amino acids. The transcript is spliced from 12 exons.